This is a messenger RNA of Corapipo altera (White-ruffed manakin), 5602 nucleotides long. RefSeq names its product tolloid like 2 (gene TLL2). The transcript is spliced from 21 exons. Gene Ontology annotation, biological process: proteolysis. The record is from RefSeq and is a predicted model, not a curated record. Lineage: Eukaryota; Metazoa; Chordata; Aves; Passeriformes; Pipridae. The coding region runs from base 2 to 3040 and encodes 1012 amino acids. Gene Ontology annotation, molecular function: metalloendopeptidase activity; zinc ion binding; serine-type endopeptidase activity.
CAUGGGCCGCGGGGCCGCUCCGCUCCGCCGCCUGCUGCUGUCCCUGCUCAUCCUACCUGCCGCGGGGACAGCCGGACCGGGAGCCUCCUUAACGCUGGGGGAGCCGGAGACGGCAGAAGAGCUGAUGGAGUACCGCGAUCCUUGCAAAGCCGCUGCCUUUUGGGGAGAUAUCGCUUUAGAUGAAGAUGAUCUGAAGCUGUUUCAAAUAGACAGAACUGUUGACUUAAAAAAGCACUCAGAUGGCAAUGCAAGACACACUUCAGGAGGCCUGGGAGAACAGUCUCUUGUGUCAAGUGAGAAUGCCACUUCAACUGAUCAUAGUAACCAAGCAGUUAAAAAGGACAGCAAGCAGAACACAACGCUUGCAAGGAGACCGAAGAGGAAGGAAUAUGAAGAUGAGUCUGGGAUGGAUACACACUCCUCUCCCAGAGUGCGCAGGGCAACCACAUCCAGGGCUGAGAGAAUCUGGCCAGGCGGGGUCAUCCCUUAUGUGAUCGGGGGAAAUUUCACUGGAACCCAAAGAGCUAUCUUUAAGCAAGCAAUGAGGCACUGGGAGAAGCACACUUGUGUGACAUUUGUGGAGAGAACUGACGAAGAGAGCUUCAUUGUGUUCACGUACAGAACAUGUGGAUGUUGCUCAUACGUGGGUCGACGAGGAGGGGGCCCUCAGGCUAUAUCCAUUGGAAAGAACUGUGACAAGUUUGGCAUUGUGGCUCAUGAGCUGGGUCAUGUGGUAGGUUUCUGGCAUGAACACACACGACCUGACAGGGACCAGCAUGUCACGAUCAUCAGAGAGAACAUACAGCAAGGUCAAGAAUACAACUUUUUAAAGAUGGAAGCUGGGGAAGUGAACUCACUAGGAGAGACCUAUGACUUUGACAGCAUCAUGCACUAUGCUAGGAACACAUUCUCCAGAGGGGUUUUCCUUGACACCAUCCUCCCCCGUCGUGAUGAUAAUGGGGUCCGGCCAACUAUUGGGCAGCGUAUUCGCCUGAGUCAGGGAGACAUCGCUCAGGCAAGGAAGUUGUACAAAUGCCCAGCUUGUGGAGAGACCUUGCAAGACUCAACAGGUAAUUUCUCAGCCCCUGGCUUUCCAAAUGGCUACCCCUCCUAUUCCCACUGUGUCUGGAGGAUCUCGGUGACCCCAGGGGAGAAGAUUAUGUUAAAUUUCACAUCAAUGGACCUCUUUAAAAGUCGCCUUUGCUGGUAUGAUUAUGUGGAGGUGCGUGAUGGCUACUGGAGAAAGGCUCCAUUAUUGGGUAGAUUUUGUGGUGACAAGAUUCCUGAACCAGUAAUAUCCACGGACAGCAGGCUGUGGAUCGAGUUCCGGAGCAGCAGUAACAUCCUGGGGAAAGGCUUCUUUGUGGUUUAUGAAGCUAUUUGUGGUGGAGAAAUUCACAAAGAUGCUGGACAGAUCCAGUCUCCCAAUUACCCAGAUGACUACAGACCUUCCAAAGAAUGCAUCUGGAAGAUCACAGUUUCUGAGGGUUUUCACAUAGGAAUUACAUUCCAAGCCUUUGAGAUUGAAUGGCACGAUGCAUGCUCUUAUGACUACCUGGAGAUCCGGGAUGGCCUCACUGAACACAGCCCACUGAUCGGCCACUUCUGUGGCUACGAGAAGCCAGAAGACAUCAAAUCCAGUUCAAACAAAGUGUGGAUGAAGUUUGCAUCUGAUGCAACCAUCAAUAAAGCAGGCUUUGCAGCAAAUUUCUUUAAAGAGAUGGAUGAAUGUUCUCUGCCGGACAAUGGUGGUUGUGAGCAGCACUGUGAGAACACACUGGGCAGUUACAAAUGUACCUGUGAGCCUGGCUAUGAGUUGACAGCUGAUAAAAAGAGCUGUGAAGCUGCCUGUGGGGGCUUCAUCACCAAGCUCAAUGGGACCAUUACUAGCCCUGGAUGGCCCAAGGAAUACCCUACUAACAAAAACUGCGUCUGGCAGGUGGUAGCUCCAGCCCAGUACCGGAUCUCUCUGCAGUUCGAAGUGUUUGAUCUGGAAGGCAAUGAUGUCUGUAAAUAUGACUAUGUUGAGGUUCGUAGUGAGCUGGCUUCUGACUCCAAGCUACAUGGCAGAUUCUGUGGCUCAGAGAAGCCCGAAGUAAUCACAUCCUAUGGCAACAACAUGAGACUGGAGUUCAAAUCAGACAACACGGUCUCCAAGAAAGGCUUUAAAGUUCACUACUUCUCUGACAAGGAUGAAUGCUCCAAAGACAAUGGUGGUUGCCAGCACGAAUGUAUCAACACCUUUGGGAGUUAUACAUGCCAGUGCAGAAAUGGCUUCAUGCUGCAUGAAAAUGGCCAUGACUGUAAAGAAGCUGGUUGUGAGCACAAGCUGAGUGGUGCGGAGGGAAUGAUGAGCAGUCCCAACUGGCCUGACAAGUACCCCAGCCGGAAAGAGUGCACCUGGGACAUCUCUGCAACACCUGGCCACCGAGUGAAAGUGACCUUCAAUGAAUUUGAGAUUGAACAGCACCAAGAGUGUGCCUAUGACCACUUAGAAAUGUAUGAUGGACCUAACAGCAAGUCACCUAUCCUUGGCCGCUUCUGUGGCAGCAAGAAACCAGACCCUGUAGUGGCUUCUACCAACAAGAUGUUCCUCAGGUUUUAUUCUGAUGCUUCUGUGCAAAGGAGAGGUUUCCAGGCAAAGCACAGCACAGAGUGUGGUGGGCUCUUAAAGGCUGAAGUACGAACUAAGGAGCUAUAUUCCCAUGCUCAGUUUGGGGACAACAACUACCCAGGUCAAGCCGACUGUGAAUGGGUGAUUGUAGCUGAAGAUGGUUAUGGGGUGGAGCUAAUAUUCCAGAUAUUCGAGAUUGAGGAGGAGGCUGACUGUGGGUACGACUACAUGGAGAUUUAUGAUGGUUACGACAGCACUGCACCCCGUCUGGGACGCUUCUGUGGCUCAGGGCCUCUGGAAGAAAUCUACUCUGCAGGGGAUUCCAUCAUGAUUCGAUUCCACACAGAUGACACCAUCAACAAGAAAGGCUUUCAUGCCCGAUACAUAAGUACCAAAUUUCAGGAUGCAUUGCACAUGAGAAAGUAGUUUGACUGCUCCUCACAGACAUUCCCCAUAUGAAGAUUGAGACAUUUAACUGUGAUCUUUGUCCUUUUUUUUUUAAAGCUUCUGUGCACCUGGCCAAAAGCAGUGUACAGUAUUUUCUGUAACUAAAACUAAAUCCAGUCUCAAAGGUUUGCCUCUGCAACUAUUAGCAUGACCCUUUCUUGUUAACAUACCCAGGACCAAAAAAUUGUCUUCUAAUCAUACCUACCAGGGCAUAAACAUUGUAUUUUGCACAACUUGCCAUGAGGCUGAGUAAGACUGAACUUGAAUUGAGAAAAGCCUUCGUCUCUUGCAUAUCUUGUUUCUAGGUGAUAAUUCCCAAGCACCCACAUGAGCUGUCUGAACAUAUUUUCUGGUGCAGGUGAUGUGGACAGAUACCCAGUAGGAUUUCUUCAAAGGACUUUUUGAGCCACCCACUUUCCCCUACCAGCCCAAAAUACUCUGUGCAAUAAGAGAACAACCCGAUGGCUGGACAUCCAUCACUCCUUCUGUCCCUUCUAUUUAUUGUCUUGCUUAUUGUUGAGUGGAGAGCAAGGCGGGGGACAGGGACAGUCUUUUUAGGGCUGCUAGCUACUUGGAUCCCAGUAAAUGAGACAGGCCCAGUGUCUGAUUAGUGGUAAUUGUCAUGAUGUACAUUGAAUGGAGAUACUUCGGUCGAUGCAGUGCCCAAGGGAAAGGUGGUGGCUGAUAUGGCAAUGCUGUGGUGGAAUGCAAAACAUGACUCUGUGAUGGUGGCAAAGCUUAGUAACAGGAACGCUGAGAGUAUGCUCCAGUUACACCACCAGGGAAGGCAGCUCAGAGAGCUGUGGCAGCAGUCCAGGCCUUAUCUUAAAUAAGGGAUCUCUCUCCUCCUCACUCCACCCACGCCUGCUUUCUCAGCCUUCUUUUCACUGCUUCCUUUGCUUACUACCAUUUCCCUGUGAACCCUUCCUUUUCACGGCUGAGCUGCUCUCCCCAGGGCUGCCCACCAACACGUAGGAGUGCUCUGCAACAUCAGCUAGCUGGAGCAUGUCACUGAAGGGAAUGCUGGGGCAGAGGGAGCCUGCGUGUCCUAGAGGCAGAGGGACACAGGCCAUGCUACGGGUCAGCUCUGGUGAGCUGUGGGAACCUGUCAAACAUAUGCAACCUGCAGGCAUGGGACUAGGAACAGAAGAGCUCUUCUGGUUUCUGCUUCCUCCUCGUUCCUCACCGGUGCAUGGCCCAGUCUCUUAAUUUCAUGGCAAGGGUGCAAGUGAGAUGGUGACUUAGAGCACUUUGGGUUAUAAGGUUCAGACAUGCUCUUGUUUGCUCAUGGAAGCUACUACAGGCUUGAAGAAUUAACACUUCUUUGGGAAAAAAGUAGGGAAAACUGCGCUUUUGGGGGAACCACCGUAAUUGAACUAUUGAUAUGGGAGUUAAAAAAAGACUUUAUUUUGAAUGUUUCAUUAAGGCACUCAUGGGCAAUUAUGAGCUAAAAGCUGAGGUGUGUUAGCUUUAAUAAAGUAUUUAUAAUCCAAGGAUUACUAUGUUUACAUAACCAAUGUGCUGUCAGGCUCCGAGAUGACACCUCCUCUCUGGUGUACGGCUGUGGAGAAGUAUGGGGCCAACGCCACUGUCAGGCACAAAUGACAUUCCUGGAGAUUAGGGCAUUUUCAGAUGGAUAAUAAAUAGACCCAGCCCUCUCCAGAAAUCCUUGAACAGGAUAUGGUCCAAGUAUUGUGAAUACUGGGAGAAGCAAAUGCAUGAAAAUAUUUUCUUGCUUAGAACAAGAAAAGUAAAGUAAUUUAUACACACACACGGAAGAUUAUAUGUAUAUAAAAUGUGCAUGUAGAAGACCAGUAGUCAAAGCCUUAAUAAAUGUAAAGUGAACAAUACUGUACCACUGACUAUAGCUUUAUUGCAGGCUGUAUAAAAUCACGUUAUCUCUGUUUUGGUUUUGGUUUUUUGUUUGUGUUUUGGGGUUUUUUUAGCUCUGCUUUGUUUCUUUUUUUCAAAUUUUGAGGCUUUCUUACAGGCAAGACCUCUGAUCUCAAGCUGUUUGACCAUGCAGGUCUGGGGAAGUGAGCACUGCUAGACGAGGUGUGUGUUUGUCCUUCUUUUCCUUGCUCCAGUUCAAGCAAAAUUACAAUGAAAUUGUAAUGGAAAUGGUCUGGAAAUAAAAUGUGACAUCAGUGCCUCUGAAACAGAAGCAAAGUUUCAGGUGGCAAGCAGCAGUUCAAGUUUCCUGACCCCGUAGUGGCAGCAAUGGCUCUAGGGAAAAGUGACUGUAGCAGCUGUAGACGUGUACUUUAACAUCUCUGUUCAUUGUUCUGGUAAUUUCCCAUCCACCCCAGACUGGUUUGUUUCAGAUGCUUGCAAUGUGGUUUGACAGAUGUACUAGACUCAUUAGCAUUCAUCCAGGUGUCUCUUGUGACAGUGUGCUCGCAACUGUUGUACUGUGCAUUUCAACCAAUGAUCUAUGUAGAAUAUUUCUGCUGUACUGACUGGACCUAGCAGUCGAUAAUUCUAAACGUGUGAAAUUUUCUUAAGGAAAAAAAAAAUGUCAGACCCUCUGAUGUGUGUGUA